UAUGUAAUUUCCAUCAAUUGUUGUACUGUCUUCCUACACGUACGUGUGCGCGCAUGCAGAGUUUAUAGGACAAGUGCAUCGAAGGAAAAAAGAAUUAGUGUUCGAAGAGGUCCAUCUAACAACCAUCUAUUCACUUCAUUCCAGCCAAAAUGACAAUGAUUGGAUCGGGAUCGAUUUUCCAUCUUGAUCAGAAGACCUCGGCCCUUGUCGGGGUGGUGACGGUGCUGUGUACUGUAUUUGUCACCCUUAAAAUCAUCCUGGAGUGGAGCCGCAGACCCCCUGGUCCGUGGGGACUUCCGGUCGUCGGGCACCUGCCAUUUCUCGGAUCACGUCCAGUGGAAAAAUUCCGAGAGUACCAGAGACUGUACGGGGACGUGUUUUCUUUGCGAUUCGGCAUGUGGCCCACGGUUGUAAUAUGCGGUAAAGACACCGUGAAAACAACACUCACGCGUGAUUCCGACAGCUUUGCUUCACGGCCACCGUUCUUCUCGAUCAAGAGUCUAAACGACAUGAAGAGCCUCUCUUUUAGUGGUUUUGACGAGAGAUACAUACAGCACCGGAAAAUCGCCAGUAGUGUGCUCAGGGAGUUUAGUAGCUACGAUCAUUCAGGGAUGCAUGAAGUUUUUAGAGAAGAGGCUGAUAUUCUUAUCUCCAGCUUUCUGGAAGCUAAAGGCAAACCUUUUAAUCCCAAAUCGGAAAUUUACUUGGCAGCUGGUAGUAGUAUCUACCAAUUUUGCUACGGAAAAGGCGAGAACAUUCGAGAAGAUCCAGAGUUCUUAAAAGUAAUGAAUGAUCAAGCUAUUUUCCAGGAAUUCUUCACUGCUGGAAAUUAUUUCGAUGUUUUACCUUGGUUACAAUACGUUUGUCCAGGCCGAUUCAAUAGAUUUUUAGAAUUAGCUAAUCACUUCAAGAACGCUAGCAACGCUCAUGAAAUAGAGAUAAAGAAUACGUUUGAUCCAAUGCACACCCGGCAUGCUAUGGAUGGUCUUCUGAACGCUUGUUUGAAAUACAACAUCACAGAUUUACCUAACGAAGUAGGUCUGACGAAAAGCCAGAUUUUGGGCACACUGCAAGACUUCUUCGGUGCUGGGUUCGACACGACCGCAACAACGCUAAAUUGGGCUCUCAUGUAUCUCUCUGAAUAUCAAGAUGUGCAAUUGAAAAUCCAAAAAGAACUAGACGAAACCAUAGGGAGGAACAAGGUCAUAGCAAUAUCGGAUAGAAAUGUCUUACCAUACACGGUGGCAGCAAUAUCAGAAAUUAUGAGAUUAUCUCCAGUAGUUCCAAUGGGGAUUCCACAUAUGACAACAACUGACGUAUAUGUGAAAGAAAACCUGAUAGAAAAAGGAACUGUUGUAUUCUUUAACAUUGCUUCUGUCAUGCACGACGAAUACUGGGGUAAUCCGUUCGAAUUCCAGCCCGAAAGGUUUUUAGAUGACAAAGGUUGUCUUAUUAAAGAGAAAGUGGAUAACGUUUUGGCAUUCAGCGCUGGGAGGCGUAGUUGUAUCGGGAAAAUGAUGGCCCAGUCCGAGAUAUUCUUCAUGUUGGCGCACCUUCUGCAGAACUGCAGUAUUGACAAGCCUGAAAACACUCAAUAUAACUUCAAUGGCAAUAACGGCUUAACUUACUCUCCUAAAGAAUAUGAAAUAUGUGUUCAUCCAAGAUAAAUAAAAAAAAUUACGACACCGUUCACCAUAAGCUACGGUUCCCAUUAAGUUUAAUCAUUUAUGUAUCGAUGUAAGUCAGAAUGUGAGAAUUAUUUACUGUGGUGCUUGUAUCUGGAUAAUACAAAAAGAUAAAACUUGUGCAAAAAAGUCUCUUUAGACGAAGUUGAAUAACAUGUAAUACUAGUAAGAAGAGAUAAAGAAAAUUUAAUCGAUCAAUCUAAAGAAAAGCACAAAACUGUCGAGUAAAUAUCAGCAAAUUACUGUCAUAAUCAAUCAAAUAGAGUCUAUAUAUAUAUAUGCUGUAUUAUGUCAACUUUAUUUAUUUCUGGUUGUGUACAUUUUCUAAUGUGACAACAUUGAAGCAAGUUCUGUUAUGAUAUUUGUACAGAAAAACUGAUGAAAACAGCAAAUUAAAAUAUUAAAACAUUA
Magallana angulata is the source of this 2096-nucleotide messenger RNA. Its product is annotated as cytochrome P450 1A1-like. Bases 150 to 1667 code for a protein of 505 amino acids. NCBI's taxonomy places the organism in Eukaryota, Metazoa, Mollusca, Bivalvia, Ostreida, Ostreidae. The transcript is spliced from 2 exons. The record is from RefSeq and is a predicted model, not a curated record. Gene Ontology annotation, molecular function: iron ion binding; oxidoreductase activity, acting on paired donors, with incorporation or reduction of molecular oxygen; heme binding.